This is a messenger RNA of Sceloporus undulatus (fence lizard), 2769 nucleotides long. RefSeq names its product talin-2-like. Gene Ontology annotation, biological process: cell-cell adhesion. NCBI's taxonomy places the organism in Eukaryota, Metazoa, Chordata, Lepidosauria, Squamata, Phrynosomatidae. The record is from RefSeq and is a predicted model, not a curated record. Gene Ontology annotation, cellular component: cytoskeleton; ruffle; plasma membrane. The coding region runs from base 328 to 2706 and encodes 792 amino acids. The transcript has 19 exons. Gene Ontology annotation, molecular function: integrin binding; structural constituent of cytoskeleton; actin binding.
AGCACACUUUGCAAUGGGCCAGGCAGCCCCGGUGGGACUGGAUUAAAAUGUAAAGAAGUUUGCUUGGUUAAUUGGAUUAAGGACUCAACGGCAAGGAGCUUCUGUCACGCCAAAGAACCAUCUUGAAUUUGGAGGGGAAAGCCCACUGUCGGUGACUCAGAAUUUGCGGAUCAAGUCCAUCAAUGGCUGCAAUUUCUUCUGAGGGGAUAUUAUCUAAUACUAGAAUGGUGUUGAGUGAUUUUGCACCUUUUGGGAGGAAUCCUUGAUGCUCUCGUGAGUUCCUAUAGAGGUAACAUAAAAGAGAAGCCCACAAGCGAUCCAGCAAACAUGGUGGCGUUGUCAUUGAAGAUCUGCGUCCGGCAGUGCAAUGUGGUCAAGACGAUGCAGUUUGAGCCCUCGACGGCCGUCUAUGAUGCGUGCCGCGCUAUUCGGGAGCGAGUCCCGGAGGCCCAGACGGGACAAGGUGGGUUUAGACCCCAGGACUGGCUUUUCGAAAUCACAGCUUCUGAUUAUGGGUUAUUCCUCUCCGAUGAAGACCCCCGGAAAGGGAUAUGGCUGGAGGCUGGGAGGACCCUCGAUUAUUACAUGCUGCGGAACGGGGAUAUUCUGGAAUACAAAAAGAAGCAGAGGCCUCAGAAGAUACGGAUGUUGGAUGGGUCAGUGAAAACGGUGAUGGUGGACGACUCUAAAACCAUUGGGGAGUUGCUAGUGACCAUUUGCAGCCGGAUAGGAAUAACCAAUUAUGAAGAAUACUCCUUAAUCCAGGAGAGCAAUGAAGAAAAAAAAGAGGAGAACACAGGGACGCUGAAGAAAGAUCGCACGCUGUUACGGGACGAGAAGAAAAUGGAGAAAUUGAAGGCAAAGCUGCAUACGGACGAUGACCUAAACUGGCUAGACCACAGUCGGACGUUUCGCGAGCAAGGAGUGGAUGAGAACGAGACGCUGCUGCUAAGACGCAAGUUCUUCUAUUCAGACCAGAAUGUAGAUUCAAGAGAUCCAGUUCAGCUCAACCUCCUUUAUGUUCAGGCCCGGGAUGACAUUCUGAAUGGUUCCCAUCCUGUAUCCUUUGAGAAGGCCUGUGAAUUUGGAGGGUUCCAAGCCCAGAUCCAGUUUGGACCUCAUGUUGAGCACAAACACAAACCUGGAUUUUUAGACCUCAAAGAAUUUCUUCCGAAAGAAUACAUCAAGCAAAGAGGGGCUGAGAAGAGGAUCUUUCAGGAACACAAAAACUGUGGUGAGAUGACAGAAAUAGAAGCCAAGGUGAAGUAUGUGAAGCUGGCCCGGUCUCUGAGGACGUACGGCGUCUCCUUUUUCCUUGUUAAGGAGAAGAUGAAGGGGAAAAACAAACUGGUUCCGCGUUUGCUGGGGAUCACCAAAGAGUCGGUGAUGCGCGUGGAUGAAAAGACCAAGGAGGUCUUGCAGGAGUGGCCACUGACUACUGUCAAGCGCUGGGCAGCUUCCCCCAAAAGUUUCACUCUGGAUUUCGGCGAGUAUCAAGAAAGUUACUACUCUGUACAAACUACUGAAGGCGAGCAGAUCUCUCAACUAAUUGCUGGUUACAUCGAUAUCAUCCUCAAAAAGAAGCAAAGCAAAGACCGAUUUGGAUUAGAAGGGGAUGAAGAGUCAACCAUGUUGGAAGAAUCCGUAUCACCUAAAAAGUCAACUAUCUUGCAACAACAAUUCAACCGAACAGGGAAGGUAGAACAUGGCUCCGUUGCAUUGCCAGCUGUCAUGCGUUCGGGCUCCACUGGUCCAGAGACCUUCAAUGUUGGCAGUAUGCCUUCGCCCCAACAGCAGGUCACAGUGGGCCAAAUGCACCGGGGCCACAUGCCCCCAUUGACAUCUGCCCAGCAAGCCUUGAUGGGGACCAUCAACACCAGUAUGCAUGCUGUCCAGCAGGCCCAAGCUGACCUCACCGAAGUUGACAACCUUCCACCUUUAGGGAAUGACAUGGCUUCCAGAGUUUGGGUUCAGAACAAAGUGGAUGAAUCAAAGCACGAAAUACACUCUCAAGUGGACGCCAUUACUGCGGGGACAGCAUCAGUCGUCAACCUUACAGCAGGUGACCCAGUUGAUACCGACUACACGGCUGUGGGUUGCGCCAUCACCACCAUCUCCUCCAACCUCACGGAGAUGUCCAAAGGGGUCAAGCUGCUGGCUGCUCUCAUGGACGAUGAGGUGGGAAGUGGGGAGGACCUCCUAAAAGCCGCCCGGACCUUGGCGGGGGCCGUUUCGGAUCUUCUGAAAGCCGUGGAGCCAACGUCAGGAGAGCCUCGCCAGACAGUCUUGACAGCCGCUGGGAGCAUUGGCCAAGCUAGCGGGGAGCUUCUCCGGCAAAUCGGAGAGAACGAAACGGACGAACGGUUCCAGGAUGUCUUGAUGAGUUUGGCCAAAGCUGUGGCCAACGCAGCUGCCAUGUUGGUCCUGAAGGCCAAGAAUGUGGCGCAGGUGGCCGAAGACGCAGUUCUGCAAAACCGAGUCAUUGCUGCAGCAACCCAGUGUGCCUUGUCCACCUCCCAGCUUGUGGCCUGCGCAAAGGUUGUGAGUCCCACCAUCGCUCCCCGUCUGCCAGGAGCAGCUGAUUUGAAGCCGGGAAGCUGGUGGACCGCUCGUGGGAGAACUGCGUCGAGCGUGCCAGGCGGCCACAGUGACACGGAGCUUCUUAAGCAGGUCAGCGCGGCUGCCAGCGUGGUCACCAGGCCCUGAAUGACCUCCUGCAGCACGUCCGCCCAGUUUGCCAGUCGCGGGGAAGCCCAUUGGGCGCUUGAC